Thlaspi arvense is the source of this 198-nucleotide messenger RNA. The record is from the annotation of a GenBank genome assembly. NCBI's taxonomy places the organism in Eukaryota, Viridiplantae, Streptophyta, Magnoliopsida, Brassicales, Brassicaceae.
AUGGCAUCUCUUCAACUAAAGAGAUUAGGAUAUCCAGAUGUCACCUUCUGUGUUGACUCUGCUAAUCUCUUUAACAAGAUCAAUGCCUCUUCCCAUACACUAACGGAGGAACACUGUACACUUUCUACAUAUAUAAAGGAUAUCUACAAGAUAACGUCUAGUGUAAUUUUAAGUUUAGGAAAGUUCCUAGAAAUGUGA